Molecule: messenger RNA, 4080 nt
Organism: Eurypyga helias (sunbittern)
Lineage: Eukaryota; Metazoa; Chordata; Aves; Eurypygiformes; Eurypygidae
Product: NK-tumor recognition protein-like
Biological process (GO): protein peptidyl-prolyl isomerization
Molecular function (GO): peptidyl-prolyl cis-trans isomerase activity
Source: RefSeq, a predicted model, not a curated record
UUUAUCAUCUUACCAUCUUGCUGUUUGUCAAACAGAACAACGAAACCUGCUCCUCAUCUCGAUGGUGUACAUGUUGUCUUUGGACUGGUUAUUUCUGGUUUUGAAGUAAUAGAACAAAUAGAAAAUCUGAAAACUGAUACUGCAAGUAGGCCCUAUGCUGAUGUACGAGUUAUUGACUGCGGGGUGCUUGUUACGCAGUUGGCAAAAGAUGCUUUGGAGAAGAAGAAGAAAGUAUGUUCUGAUUCAGAAGCUUCCGACUCCUCCUCCAGUGCAUCCAGCUCUUCAGAAUCGUCAUCUGAAAGCGAAGCUGAAAAUGAAAGAAGCAGAAGAAGAAAGCGCAAAAGAAAAGCUAAAACCAAACAAUCAAGAAAACGCAGAAAAGAGGAGAGGAAGAAAGAAGAUUCAAGGUGCAAGCGAACCUCAAACCAAAGACGCAGCCUUUCUGACAAGAGUGAUGUAACAGAAAAAGCGGUCGAUGUGCUCACAAAGAGGGACAAACCUGUGGUACGUCCUGAAGAAAUCCCCCCGGUGCCCGAGAACAGGUUCUUGCUGAGAAGAGAUGUGCCCGUUGUCAGUGUAGAACCUGAACCGAAGCUUCUUGAUGCUACGCCAGUUCUGACUGACCAGAAACCAUCAGUCUCUAAAUCUGGACGAAAAAUUAAAGGAAGAGGCACAAUACGGUAUCACACCCCACCUCGAUCACGAUCGUGUUCUGAAUCCGAUGAUGACGAGAGCAGUGAGACCCCUCCUCACUGGAAAGAGGAAAUGCAGAGGUUACGAACAUACAGAGCGCCUAGUGGAGAAAAAUGGAGUAAAGGCGAUAAGUUGAGUGAUCCAUGUACAAGCAGAUGGGAUGAAAGAAGUGCAUCCCGGAGAUCAAGAUCUUGGUCACACAACGGUUAUUCUGAUCUAAGUACUGUGAGAUAUUCCAGCCAUCACAAAAAGCACAGAAAGGAGAAAAAGAAGGUGAAACAUAAAAAGAAAUCUAAAAAGCAAAAGCAUUUAAAGAAGCACAAGCAAACCAAAAGAAAGAAAACAUCAGCCUCAUCAGAUGUAGAAUCCUCUCAUUCCUUCCUCAGGAGGAUGAAAUCAUCUUGUGAUCGUGCAAGGAAAUCCCGUUCGUCUUCAUUGUCUUCUAGACAUUCAUCCAGAAGGGACUGGUCUAAAUCUGAUAAGGAAGACCGAAGAUCAUCAACUUUAUCAAGUAGGGGGACUCGAUCAUACUACAGGUCCAGAUCUAGAUCUAGGUCUAAAUCAAGAUCUUAUUCCCAAAGUAGUUCUAGAUCGAGAUCAGCCUCUAAAUCGUCACAUUCUCGAAGCAGGUCUAGGUCAAGUUCUAACCCUCGGCAUCAAAAGACAGUUCCCAAUUCUCCACGAAAUAUUUCAACACGAUUAAAUGAGAAUAAGUUGAACAAGGCUGCUGAGCCCGUAAAAGUUGUGGUACCACCAGUUGUCCCAGAAAACCUCCCUGUUAUACCCUUAAGCGAUAGUCCACCGCCUUCAAGGUGGAAACCUGGGCAGAAACCGUGGAAACCCUCUUACGAGCGAAUUCAGGAAAUGAAAGCUAAAACAACCCAUUUAAUACCCCCACAAACUAAUUACAAUUUAGUAGUCAUUAAAGAGGCUAACACUACUUCCUCCUACAGUAAGCGACAGCGGAGUUCGGAUAGCAAUCGAAGCGGUGGUUCCAAAUAUCGUAGUGACAGAAGCUCAGAGAGUUGGCAAAGAUCAAGAAGCAGGUCCUCUCGAAGUAGGUCAUACUCAAGAUCUUAUACAAGAUCUAGGAGUCCAUCUAGCUCCAGGUCAAAAUCAAAAUCGCGUUCUUCUGGCAGAUCACCAUCACGGGGUAAAUACCACAGUGACAGGUCAGGUUAUAGCGAGUCGACGUCUUAUUAUUCCCUCAGUGAUUAUGACAGACGCAGAAACAAAAGAAAAUCCACAUCAAGUGGUCAAAAAGUUCGGCCUCUUAAACCGAGGCAAGAAACGAGCUCUGAAAGUACUCUCCCUUACAAGUGUGCGAAAGACUAUGAUGAGUCUUCCCAAGGACUGAAAGAGAGCGACAGUUUGUCGUCUUCGGACUUCUCAACUGACAGUGAGCGUUCUGCCAAAAUGAAAGCAGUCCAGGAAAAGAAAGAAGGCCGUUUUCAAUUAGAAGGAGAUACUUGGAAACAGGAUAAAAAUAGCUUGAGUUCUGAGAGAGGGGAGGAGAAAGCCAAGUGUGAGCAAGAUUAUGACCAUGCUAAAAAGAAAGCAGCUAAGGAGAAAUCUUCUGAGCAACCUAGAGGUGGUGCAAAAACUAAACGAAAAUCCUAUUCAGGUAGUAAAUGGGACUCUGAAUCAAAUUCUGAAAGAGGAGAGGCACGGCAUAAUAGGGGGGAUUCCAGACCCUCCUCCAGUAAAGAAGAAGGAGAGGCCACAUCAGGGUCUGAUACAGAGCUUAGCGUUACCAAAAGGAUAAAAACCCAAUCAAAUUCUUCAGAAAGUUUUCAGGAUUCUGAUUGUUUGUGGAAGACAAGCAAACAGUUGUCAUCAUCUGAGUCGGAGAGUUCUUGUUCUAGCUCAACAAAUGUUAGAGAAAAGUCAAAAAAACACAAACACGGAUUGAAAAAAACUCUUAAAAAAUCACAUUCCAAAAAAGCAAAAGAAAAAUUGAAAGGGAAAAAGGAAAAGAAACACAAAGUUGAGAAGAGAAAAGAAAUGUUUCAUUGGCAGCCCCCCUUGGAGUUUGGUGAAGAAGAUGAUGAUGAGAUAAACGAAAAGCCAGUUACCAAGGACGAUAAAAAAGAAAAGCAGCUUGCCAGGGACAUAAAGGAUAAAAACCAAGUGCAUGAAAAGGAUGAAACAGUGAAAGAUAAAAUAGGAAAUGGUGAAAAGCCUUGUGAGGAUGAAAACCUUUUGGGUAGUAACGCUACACGUGACGUCUCACCAGAUCACAGUCACCUGAAUGACGGUAGCAUUGAAACAAACUUGUCAGCCAGUAUUUUAAACUUGGGAGUAAAUGGGACUGAUGGCAAGAAUGAGAUUAAACAAGAAAGUAACGACAACGGGUUGGAAGAUGUUAUUCAGACAGAUGACAACAUGGAGAUUUGUACUCCGGAUCGUAACUCGCCAGGGAAGGUUGAAGUGGACGUUUUGUCUCCUGUCGUUCUCGCUGCUAAACCUCAGGCUUUAAGUGCUAGUGUAAACAAAGAUGUACAGGUUGAGACCCCUGAACAAGAUGCUGUCAAACAAGGAAACAAUAUUAUAGACUUUAUUAAUAUUAAAGAAGAGAAAGAAACGGGAAGGCAAGAAAAUAACUCUGUCCCUGUGUCUAGUGCUAAAGACUCUAGUUUAAAAAGUGAAAUCACUGAAAAUACACAAAGCACUAUGACAGAUAAUAAAUGGAAGCCUUUGCAAGGUGUUGGUAACUUACAACCAGCCACAGUUAGUACUGCUGCAGAAGCGAAGAACGCAGCUUCGGCACCAGAGCCUAAACCAGCAGGGUUAAGAAUUGAAAUAAAAGCUAAAAAUAAAGUGAGGCCUGGAUCUCUGUUUGAUGAGGUUAGAAAAACAGCACGGCUAAAUCGAAGGCCAAGGAACCAAGAAAGUUCCAGUGAGGAAGAAUCUCCCAGUAGAGAUGACAAUAGCCCGUCCAGGAGCCUUAGUAGGUCCCGAAGUAAAUCUGAAUCUAAAUCCAGACACAGAACAAGGUCCCUAUCUUAUAGCCACUCAAGAAGUCGAUCCCGGAGUUCUACCUACUCGUACAGGUCACGAAGCUAUACAAGAAGCCGAAGCAGAGGAUGGUAUAGUAGAGAUCGGUCAAGAAGUCGAAGUAGUUCUUACCACAGUUACAAGAGUCGUAGUCGAACCUAUAGUAGAAGUAGAUCCAGAAGUAGUUCUUAUGGCCAUCACAGUCGAUCCAGUAGGUCGUACACGUAUGAUAGCUACUACAGCCGGAGUCGAAGUCGAAGUAAAAGGAGUGACAGCUAUCGGAGAUCUAGGAGUUACGAUAGGCGAUCCAGAUCUUAUGGCUCUGACAGUGAAAGUGAUCGCAGUUACUCUAACAAUCGAAGUCCCAGUGAAAGCAGCAGAUAUAGCUGA